Molecule: messenger RNA, 1366 nt
Organism: Amorphotheca resinae ATCC 22711
Lineage: Eukaryota; Fungi; Ascomycota; Leotiomycetes; Helotiales; Amorphothecaceae
Exons: 8
Coding region: 23-1288 (421 amino acids)
Cellular component (GO): nucleus; cytoplasm
Molecular function (GO): mRNA binding
Source: RefSeq, a predicted model, not a curated record
AGAUCGUAGGAGUCGUUCCCCGAUGUCAGGUGCUGGUGCCGGUGCAGGCUCGGGAGGUUCAGCUUACGGCGGUGCUCCCCACAGAUCCUUCGAGGAGCGCGCCGCAGCCAGACAACAGAUGAUGGAGAACCUUCGGGAGACUUCGCAACAGGAUCGCCGCGUCUACGUCGGCAACCUUUCUUACGAUGUUAAGUGGCAUCAUCUUAAGGACUUUAUGAGAUCUGCUGGAGAGGUCCUUUUUGCUGAUGUGCUAUUGCUUCCGAAUGGAAUGUCGAAGGGAUGCGGCAUUGUAGAAUAUGCCACGAGGGAGCAAGCUCAACAGGCAGUAAGCACCCUCAGCAACCAAAACCUCAUGGGAAGACUCGUCUAUGUUCGAGAGGAUCGUGAGGCCGAACCUCGAUUCACUGGUCCACCAGCUGGUCGCGGCGGAUACGAUGGUCCACCGGGACGCGGCGGAUUCGGCGGCGGAUUCGGUGGUAUGGCCGCUGGUGGUGGCGGUGGUCGUCAAAUUUACGUAUCCAACCUCCCCUAUACUGUAGGAUGGCAGGACCUCAAGGACUUGUUCCGUCAAGCUACUCGUAACGGUGCUGUUAUCCGUGCCGACGUUCACGUUGGACCUGAUGGUCGCCCCAAGGGCUCUGGAAUUGUCGCCUUCGAGUCUCCAGACGAUGCUCGCAACGCCAUCCAGCAAUUCAAUGGUUACGACUGGCAAGGUCGCCCACUUGAGGUCCGUGAAGAUCGCUUCGCCGGAGCUGGCCCGGGUUUCGGCCGUGGCGGAUUCGGCGGACGUGGUGGUUUUGGAGGUGGCUUCGGUGCUCGUGGAGGAUUUGGAGCUCGUGGCGGCUUCGGUGGAGGCUUCGGUCGUGGUGGUUUCGGCGGCGGAUAUGGAGGACCUCCCGGUGGUUUUGAUGCCGGAGCCCCCCCAGCUGCUCCCAACCCUUUCACAGACUAUGCUACUGCUGGAACGGAGAGGAGCGAAACCAUCUAUGUCCGCAACCUUCCAUGGUCUACCAGCAACGAGGAUCUCGUUGAACUCUUCACCACUAUUGGAAAAGUUGAGCAGGCCGAAAUUCAGUAUGAACCAAACGGCCGAUCUCGUGGUACCGGUGUCGUUCGGUUCGACACUGCUGAAAACGCCGACACUGCGAUCGAGAAGUUCUCAGGGUACCAAUACGGCGGUCGUCCCCUUGGCCUGAGCUUCGUCAAAUAUCAGACCCCCGGCGGUGGUGGUGGUGGUGAUGCCAUGGAGACGGAAGCGACGAGUUUGACACAGGACCAGAUUAUGUAGCGAACAUACUCGCUAUUGAUCGAUGCCCAACUCUCGGUGUUGAAGGCGGCAGAGCUGUAACCUUCUGUCCCUAGAUUC